AUGGAGAACCGUUCGUGGCCACAAUACUUAAGCCAUGUGCGUAUAUGGCUCUGGCAUGCCAGAACAAUGUGCCCUGCAGAGCUACCGCCCUCACCGUUCGUUGCAAGUCUGUCCGUCGUCAUUCAUAAUGAUGCCAGACAGAAAAGAUUGACUUGGGCCCUCAUCACGAACGCAUCUCGCACCAUCGACGAUGAAGAACGUCCGGAACGGCCAGAUACGCCGAGGUUACCGAAAAAAGCCCCAGCGGAAGGCAUGGUGAGUGCGGUAAAAUGCUGGGGCGGCUAUCCAUGCGAGAAUUGCAGCAGAGGCGUUCGUCCCUGUAAGCUAGCCGGUCACACAACACGCAAGGUUCCGAUUGCGACGACCUCAAGGAAACACAGAGCGCCCCGGAACCUUUGCAGACUGCAAGACGCAGCAGAGAAACAUCAAACGAUCUGGGUCGUGCUUGGACUUGGUGAGUCAGGAUCGCACUGCGUAGGCUAUGGACUGACUUUAUCCAGCAUUCAAUGCCAGACUCUUGGAACAAAAUGCCUGGGUGGUGACCCUUGCGACGGCUGCAGGAAAGGAGACACCAUCUGUGACAUCAAGAACGCGAACGACUCCAGCCCGGCGCUAGAUGAGAUCAUCGUGGCGGUCGGUCUGCCGAGUCCGGCCCUUGUCACCCCGACCGCCCCCGCCGACGAUGCAAACCUCCCUGUCAGGAUCGUGCAGCAUUUGACAAGUUCUCGGGAGGCCGAACGGAACCCGUCACCAUCGGCCAUCCAGUCCGAUGGCGGACGGCAAGACCAAAUGUCUCAGGCCUUCCACAGCAGCAAUGCGGGGACGGGGAGUACACUGCCUGGUACUAGUCCAGUUCUAACGCGAGAUUCUUGCCUCUCAUUUGAUAACGGUUGUUUUGGCUCUUGGACGACAGCAGAGGGCCGGUACAAUUACUCCUGCCUGGCUGCCAUGUACAGCCAGUUUGUUCUCCCCAAGAAUCAAGUCAUAUCACAUGAAAAGCUACAGGCUAUGAUGGCGGCCCACGCGGCCGGCAAAGGCAUUAGCCUGGAGCUUACAAGCAUUUACGGUAUCGGCAAACUGCUGUGGCAUCUACGUCUGCACCAGUCGAAUAGCGCAGCGCUGUGGCCGAUACAGAGCAUUCCUGGUCUUUACGAACAGGAGACGGUCAAGUCCAAUUUGGACCCUAACGAUCAUUUGUCCAAGGCACGUUGCUACUUAUUACGGUCUGUAUACUUCCUCCUACUGGGUGGACUUACGGAGUCGAUGACGGACUGUGCCGUAGCAGGCUUGGCUUUGUCGCGGUCAUUCGACUGGGACGUGGAGGAGCGCCAAAGACUGGUAAAAAGUUAUGCAAUGCUGUACAUGUGGGUAUCAGAUUCAAUGAUUAAAGGUCGAGCUAAAACCGCCAGGCUGCUCGAAUGCGAUUCAUGGAGUAUACCCUACUUUACAUCCAUGGAUCUCACGGAGAUCGUUCCAGUCCACCCGCGGUAUGGCACAACUGUGGGCAACAGAGAGCCACAAACUACGUCGUACUUGGCCAUCGCCUAUCAGUUCUGGAAUUCUCCAUCUCGCAUCGGCCGGAGCUUCAUCUCCAUCGCGUCGCAGAUCCAAGACUGGACAGAGGCUUGGAAAGAACAAUGCAAGUUAUGGGAUCAUGCGGCUUUUCUGCGCGAGGAAGAAAAGGCAGAACCGUACCUGGCUGCAGCAGUCCUUUGGCUCCCGCUCCUAACAAUCGCUGCUAAACCUAGCCUCGAUGGGUUCCAAGGGUUGUUGGAAACUGCGGGCAGGGCGCUGCUGCAAACAAUAGAAUAUCUUCAAAGCCUCCGGCUCGAAGAUCGCGUGUGGCAUAUUCAGCAGUCAGUAUAA
Purpureocillium lilacinum is the source of this 1866-nucleotide messenger RNA. The record is from RefSeq and is a predicted model, not a curated record. Lineage: Eukaryota; Fungi; Ascomycota; Sordariomycetes; Hypocreales; Ophiocordycipitaceae.